GAAACACAUUUCUGUAGCUGAGGGUCCCGACCACGUGAUGGAUACAGAGCGCGCUGAAUUCAGUAGAGGGAGGGACUUCGGUCAUUCCGCGGGAUUCACAUUGGUUAACAAAUACAGUACUGUGUCAGCAAGCAAAACGCUUUUCGUGAUUACAAAUAAUAUUUGUGCCAGAGAAACUAUGCUGACGUCGAAGCUGCUGACCCUGGUUCUGGUGGUGCAGCCUGGGCGGGUGCUUCUGGGGAUGAAGAAGAGAGGCUUUGGGGUCGGUCGAUGGAACGGGUUCGGGGGUAAAGUGCAACCAGGAGAAACCAUCGAGGAGGCAGCAAGGAGGGAGCUGCUGGAGGAGAGCAGCCUAACAGUUGACACACUGGAGAAGAUUGGACAGAUUAAAUUUGAGUUUGCGGGAGAAACCGAGGUGCUUGACGUUCACAUUUUUAGAGCUGACAGUUUCCAUGGACAGCCAGCGGAAUCAGAUGAGAUGCUGCCACAGUGGUUUGAUUGUGAUAAAAUCCCCUUCCAUCAGAUGUGGCCGGAUGAUGCUGACUGGUUUCCUUUGAUGCUGCAGAAGAAGAAAUUCUUGGGCUAUUAUAAGUUCCAGGGCCAUGACAUCAUCCUUGAGAAAAAACUUGAGGAAGUUAAUAAACUUUAAAGAAACACAGGAUAGAGUGCAGAAUUUAAAGGUUGCAUUCAGUGUUGGGCAGCAUCCAUUUGGGAUGGCUAUCACCCUCGGUUUGAACCAGCAUCUGAAAGAUGUAAGACAUUUCAGGCUAAGCCAUUGCAGAUAGUAUCGUUAGUUUUUGCUGCAUCUUUUUUUGUUUUUUGUUUUGUUGCAUACAGUAGGGAAUUGAGGAAACAUCCUCGACAUCUGUUAGCUGUGAUGCUAGUUAUGACUCCAGAUUUAAAACAC
Acipenser ruthenus (sterlet) is the source of this 907-nucleotide messenger RNA. It is a transcript of the gene nudt1, whose product is annotated as nudix (nucleoside diphosphate linked moiety X)-type motif 1. The transcript has 4 exons. Gene Ontology annotation, biological process: DNA protection. The coding region runs from base 38 to 649 and encodes 203 amino acids. The record is from RefSeq and is a predicted model, not a curated record. Lineage: Eukaryota; Metazoa; Chordata; Actinopteri; Acipenseriformes; Acipenseridae. Gene Ontology annotation, molecular function: 8-oxo-7,8-dihydroguanosine triphosphate pyrophosphatase activity.